This is a messenger RNA of Klebsormidium nitens, 1503 nucleotides long. NCBI's taxonomy places the organism in Eukaryota, Viridiplantae, Streptophyta, Klebsormidiophyceae, Klebsormidiales, Klebsormidiaceae. The record is from the annotation of a GenBank genome assembly.
AUGGUACACGAGCUCGACGUUCUCAAGGCCUUUGUGAUGGAUGGCACGAGCUACAAAGUGGACAUCUUGUGGGACGGCAUGCGACCUAUGUUCAAGGCAAAUGACAUUGGCACAGUGCUAGGCAUGACCAACUUCCAUGCUACCUUGAAGAGCUACGAUGAAGAUGAAAUGGUACUAAACAUAGUUAGGGACCAGCGAGGAAGCAUGCAAGAGACAACCUACCUGACGGAGCGUGGGUUGUACCGCCUGCUCAUGCAGUCCCGCAAGCCAGCGGCAAGACCGUUCCAGAAGUGGGUGGUACAGGUGAUCGAGACGAUCCGUCAGAAAGGCCACUAUGACCUAGAGGCUGCAGUGUACGAGGCCAAGGAAGCUACACGCCUUGCAGAAGCAGCAGCAGCACAGAAGAUUGAAGAGCUUCUUGUUGAGCAGGCAAAGAUCUCAAAGGCAGCAACGGAUGCUGCUCGACAUACCACCCUCAUCAAUGCUUUCAAGAAGGGGGACUGCCUUGUGUACUUUGGCAAGAUACGGGACGAGCCGGACUCCAAGUCUUUGAUAAAGAUUGGAAGUACAAAGGACCUCAAGGAUCGUACAGUAGGCUUGGAGAAGGAGUUUGGCUCAAUGCAGAUCUUUGAAGUCUUCCAGAUCGCCAAACGGCAUCAGACAGCUUAUAACGAUCGUGCGACGACCAAGCAGCUCGUGGAGCUUGAGCUUCUACGCUACAAGAACAGCCUACUGCAAAGCAACCUCACUGGCACAGAAGUCAAGGAACCCAUUCCAUAUUACACUCCGCCAGAUGAUCGUCGUUAUACACAGAGACGUGGCGACAAGAUCCAGAGAUACUCAAGUGAUGGCAAGCAGCUUCUUGCAACCUAUCCAGGGUGCGCUGAAGCAGCAAGGCAGGCUGAGGGGGCUGCUCCUGCAGGCAACUUGAUCAGGAUUGCCAUUAACAAGCGGACAGUCUACAAGGGUUUCCGCUGGGCAAAGCUGGACAGGACUUUGCCUGAUGACACCGUGCAAGACAUUGGCGAGACAGUGAUAAGCAGAACUAGUAAGAAGGGUUUCCUUGCCAUGAUUGCACUUGACAGAAGCCAUAUUGUCAAGGUUUUUGCGGACAUGAAGGAGGCUGCAGAGGACAGACAGUUUAGUGGAAUGGCUGCAAUCAGCACAGCAAUCAAGAAAGGGACCAAGUCUGGAGGCCACUAUUUCUGUCCUUGGUACGAGUGUGGUGAACAACUGAGGAGCGAGUACUUAUCUCGCUGCACCUUGCCAGAAGAACGGGUGCGCUCUAAUGGAAUGAUGAUCGAGCAGAUUCAUGCACUAACAAACGAUGUCCUGAAGCGCUUUGCAUCCAUCCAAAGCGUUCAGACGACAAUGCGAAUAGCACGAGCUUCACUGAAACGGGCUUUGGAGGAAGGCUCAAUUCUCAAAGGCUACAAGUGGCGGCAAGUGGUCGUGCAAGCACCGGAGGAUGGAGACGAGGAAGAGAAGGCUCAAUUUGACUGA